Messenger RNA from Thamnophis elegans (Western terrestrial garter snake), 3266 nucleotides. It is a transcript of the gene CD151, whose product is annotated as CD151 molecule (Raph blood group). The transcript has 8 exons. Lineage: Eukaryota; Metazoa; Chordata; Lepidosauria; Squamata; Natricidae. Gene Ontology annotation, cellular component: membrane. The record is from RefSeq and is a predicted model, not a curated record. The coding region runs from base 269 to 1024 and encodes 251 amino acids.
CGGCGCUUCGGCGUCCUCCCUACGUCUCCCCCACGGCGGCAGUGGUCCCGUCCUUCCGCUAGGCGUCUCGGAAAGACCAGAGUUUAUCCAGGCGGUUAAAAGCACCGAAGCAGCUGCCGGAGCCGCGAGAGAACUGGGAGGAGUCGCCGCCGUCGCCGUUCGCUGCCUCGGCGUAUAGCGUUUUGGGAAAAGCGACCCGAGCCUCUCCCGCCGCCAGCAGCGUCAGGACCACCCGGCUCGCCAGGCAAAGUUCUGUUGAUUUGUGACCAUGCGUGAAUACAGUGAAAGCAAGGAGACAUGUAUGACCAUCUGUCUCAAAUACCUGCUAUUCAUCUUCAACUUCUUCUUCUGGCUGGCAGGCGGAGCUGUGAUGGCAGUGGGCAUCUGGACCCUGGCUGAGAAGAGUGACUACAUUAGUCUCUUGCAGUCCAAUAUAUACCUGGCAACAGCUUACAUCCUGGUGGUGGCAGGUGCUGUUGUCAUGAUUACUGGCAUAUUGGGUUGCUGUGCAACCUUCAGGGAACAACGGAGCCUGCUGAAAGUGUAUUUCAUACUACUGCUCUGCAUCUUCCUGCUUGAGAUAAUUGCUGGAAUCCUGGCCUGUGUCUAUUACCAGCAGCUGAACAACGAGCUGAAGGAAAAUCUGAGAACAACGAUAAUCAAGAAGUAUAGGAAGGCAGGAGAAGAGAGUGUGACUAAUGCGGUGGACAAGCUUCAGCAGGAGUUUAAGUGCUGCGGCAGUCAUAAUUAUACAGACUGGAGAGAAAGCUAUUGGUUCGGAGUUGAAACGGAAGGAAGGAAGGUCCCGGAUAGCUGCUGUAAGACGAUGACCCAUGCAUGUGGUAAAAGAGAUCAUCCUUCAAAUAUCUACAAAGAGGGUGGCUGUAUCACUAAGCUGGGGAACUUCAUUCAGGAACACUUGAUAAUUAUUGGAGCAGUGGGACUCAGCAUUGCAUUUGUACAGAUAUUUGGGAUGUGCUUUACUUGCUGUCUGUAUAAUAGCUUGAAGUUGGAGCCUUACUAAGAGCUCAUGGAUCACCCACCUAUUCAAUUCCUCCACUUUCCAGCCUGUCACCCUGACCAUCUCUACAGCAGCACAGAACUAUCAACUUUUCCAGGACUUUGCUGCUUCAAGGAAUUUAUUCUGGGAUCAUCCACUGCCUCUGCCAGAAAUAAUAGUCCUCCUUGAGUCAAUAAGGAGGGAAUUCAGUGCUUAGCUAAGUCAUUUCUCUCUCUCUCUCACUCCAAUGCAAUGGAGGUAUAGAAUGCAUUCUGGUUGAAUUCUUUACGAGCACACAAUCUGAAUGAGAUCCUCAGAGCUCCCAAGGACAUGGUGCCUUUGUCUUUUCUCAAACCAUCAGUCAAGGUCUUUGAGCUCCGAGAUAUGACAACUAAACAUUGUGUGCGUGCAGUAGAUGCUUCUUCCCUUUCCUAAAUACAGUGUCUAUAUGGAAGUUUUCAUGACAUCUUACCCAAGAGGAUAGCUCUAUCUGUCAAAAGAUACUCCUACUGGAAAAAAUUUUCUCCUAAUCGCCUUACAGGAUGGAUGAAUAAGGUACCCUGCAUAUUUUUCCCUUCAAGGAAUAUUUUUGUCCUGGAGAAGAAUAUGUGUUUCUCAAACCAAGUGAACUUAUUUUGUUCAUGCGAUUAGAAAUUUUGGACUUAAAAAAUAAGAAUCAAAACUGAUUUCUUGCUUGAGGAAGGGUGUUGAGAUAAUCCCACUUUGUGGUAUGCAUUAGUAACUCUUCAUAGAAUUAGAUCCAUUUCCAGAAUGAUAUCUCUUUUCAUUGGGGAAAAUAUAUAUAUUAUCAAGUUUGAAGAUUGAUAUGAAAGUCUCAUUUACCAGCCAGGUAUGAUCUGAUAGGAAGAGAUCCAAACUUUUGAUCACCUUACGCUAUGAGUGAAAUUCAUUAACAAAAAAAUGUUGAGGACAUGGUGCCUUUCUAAAAAGUGAUCCUUAAAAAUUGAUCAGCAAAGCAAAAAAGUGAUCAAUACCUCUUUGCUGCCAUCACAAUACUCCAUCUGGUGCUGUUGAGGAGGCUGACCAGGCACUGGCUCCCAUCACUGGAUUUAUUAGAUUUCCCAAGAAUUCAUCCACAUGGAGAAUUCCUAGAGAAGAUGCCUAUCCUUUAUAAUUCUCCAGGGUCCACUUGGUAUAUCCAUUGCUAGAACAUUUCUUGCCCCUUCCUACAUCCCAUUUUGGGUUUCAGGUAUAAAGGUCUUUAGUUAAUGCUCGUUUAUUCCUCAUCCACAGCAAUGGGAAUUCGACUGUGCUUUUUAAAUUGUUCACUAUGGAUUGUUGUUCCUACCAUCCUUGGCCACUAGCCUUGCCAUUUGGGUUUUAUGGGAGAUGCAGUCCAUAGUCCUAGUGGGCCACCAGAUUGCCUAUGCCUGGUUAACAGACUACUUGCCUGUAAGGUCUGAUGCUUUGGAGCCUACCAGGGAAACUGGUGCGUGAUUUACUUGGAGGCUGUUAGUAUCAUUUUCCAAUUCCCCCCUCUCUUCCCUUAUUGGUUCUUUUGACAGAAUUGGCAGCGAGGGAAGUCACAUGAUCUGAAACAUUUCCCCCCAGCCAGGACCAAUCCACUUUGAGUGACCAUAUUCCCUACCCCACCACAUUCAUUCAUUCUCACCGCAUUCAUUCAUUCAUUCUCACCGCAUUCAUUCAUUCAUUCUUUCUCUCAGAGAAAGGAAAGGUGGAGGAAAGUAUUUUUUUUAAAAUCUCUCUCUCUCUCUUCUUUCUCUCCCCUUUUGUAGAACCUUACUGCAAACACCUAACAUUAACUCACACUGUUCUGAAACACCCAUGUUGUUGUUUUGAGUCCAAGAGAUGAAUGUUCAGAAGGCAAAUGGGAAGAUGAGAAGGCAGAUCAUCAUCUGUGUAAAUGUUCACACAGGAGUGGGGGGAAAACUAUUAUCACUGUAAAGGUUGACAGGUCUUAAAUUAUUGACAGAAAUUCAUUUCUAGAAUUAGGGGUGAAUUAUUUCUUGAAUAUGACAUGGUGUGUUCCUUGAGAAAUGGGUUAUUAACUAAACUACUGCUAUGAUAGCUUGAAAUGACGUUUGACUACUGAAAUGUACCCGCACAUUGGCUAGCUUUCUUUUCCCCUUCUUUCUGGGAGUCAUAUAGUGCCAUGGUAUAAGCAGACCAGAUAUGCUGAUUGGUAAGCUGUGUCUGCUCUUUUUUAAAGAUAUAUAUAUAUGUAUAUAUUAACCAUGCUUAAAUGCAGUUACGUUGCUGGCCAAUAAAGUUAAAUGUGUCUUUA